AUGUGGUCCAUUCUAGGGCUCCAUCACCCACUCCCUCCUCCUCGUAAGCAUCGCCAGCACUACCCAACACCGUCAUUCAAAAAGAGCCGCUCCCAGAGGCCCCCGGGGCCCCUCCGCAGCCGCCUCCGCAGCCGCCCUCAGCGCCGCCCGGGGCCCCUCCGCAGCCGCCCCCAGAGGCCCCCGGGGCCCCUCCGCAGCCGCCUCCGCAGCCGCCCUCAGCGCCGCCCGGGGCCCCUCCGCAGCCGCCCCCAGAGGCCCCCGGGGCCCCUCCGCAGCCGCCUCCGCAGCCGCCCUCAGCGCCGCCCGGGGCCCCUCCGCAGCCGCCUCCGCACCCCGUCCAGCUCCAGCCUGUCGGCCCCCAUCCCCACCCUGACCUCGACCACGCUCAGGGGGAGGUCCCGCUCGUCCCCCCACCUGCACAGGAAGGACAGAAGCACCUUUGAGAAGCUGAGCAUGAGCAAACCUACAUCUGUAGCUUCAGAAGGAAAAGCCAGCUGUUUGGGGAACAGCGCGAGCGGGACUGGAGGGUCAAGCAGCAGCCUGUACGGUGUGUUUGGGACAAAAAAGAUAAAGGAUCCCAGGCCCCUUCAUGACAAGACAUUCAUCCAACAAUGUAUCCAAAAGCUUUAUGAGUUCCUUGUUGAGAAUGCUUAUGCCCACGAUGUUUCCGUGAAAUCACUACAAUCUCCAUCAGUUAAGGACUUUUUAAAGAUCUUCACCUUUAUCUACAAAUUCCUCUGCCCUUCUUAUGAACUGCCUGACUCAAAAUUUGAAGAGGAAAUUCCCAAAAUUUUCAAAGCCCUUGGGUACCCCUUUGCUCUGUCAAAAAACUCCAUGUACGCUGUGGGAGCACCACGAACCUGGCCUCAGAUUGUGGCAGCUUUGAUUUGGUUAAUUGAUUGUGUCAAGCUGUACAAUGCGAUCAGGGAAAAUGCACCGUCGUUCGAUGACACACAGAGCUGGGGAGGAGAGACAGAUGAUGGAAUUGUACAUAAAAAGCUUUUCAUGGACUACUGUGUGAAGUGCUAUGAUCUUUCCAUGAAAGGGAGAGAUACCUUUGAAGAGUUGGAUGCUGAAGUGCAGUCAAAAUUAAAGGAUUUAUUUAAUGUAGAUCCAUCCCAGAUGGAAAGUUUAGAAGCUGAGAACAAAAGACUUCAAGAAGAGAUUGCAAGACUAGAAAAAGAAAAGGAAAGUGAGCAGGAUCGUAUAGCAACGCUACGAAAUGUGAAAUCGUCCCUUGAAGCAGACGUCCAGAAAUACCAGGCUUAUUUCGCUAAAAUGAAAUCUCAUAUAUCCAUCCUUGAUCAAAAACUGGAAAGUGUUAAUGAUGAAGUUGAGGCAGCAGAGGCAGAAGUAGAAGCCACGAAGCGGGAGAAUGCCCGGCUCCGGCACAUCUUAGAUAACCAGAAGUACUCAGCUGCAGACAUUGAGAGAAUAAAUCACGAGAGAAAUGAGCUGCAGCGAACCAUUAACAAGCUGAAUAAGGAGCUGCAAGAAGAACGAGAACUGAUGUGGAAUGAAGAGAUGAAAUAUGCUAGGAAGAGAGACACGAUUGAAAAGCAACUGGCAGAGUAUCAUAAACUGGCUCGAAAGCUGAAAUUAAUUCCAGUAAGUGCUGAGAAUUCCAAAGGCCACGACUUUACCAUUCAGUUUAAUCCUGAUUUAGGACCAAAUUUCCUACUCAAAUACAAAACUCAGAUCAUGGCUCCCCUCAUGGAGAUCAUCAACGAGACUGAGGAAGAAAUUAGUAAAGCCACUCAACGGAAAUUUACUCUGGAAGACACUUUGGAACAGGUGAAUGUAAUGCUAGAGGACAAGAAACGCAGUGUGAAAAUGCUGACAGCAGAAGCUGAAGAGCUGGAUGAUCUUUACCAGCAGAAGCUUAAGGAGAUAGAAGAAGAAGACAAGAAAUGUGCAAAUGAAUGGGAAUUGUUUAAGAAGCAUAAACAGUUACUUGAGAGUGGUGUCUAUGAUGGGCUCAGUGAAGCUACAGCUGAAUUGCAUGAUAUCGAAAGAGAAUAUCAAGUCGUUUUGCAAAGAACAACAGAAGAGAACAGAAAAAUUGAUGCUAACUUGAGUCGUCUUGUAGAAACAGUUGCUACUCAUAUAGAAUCUAUAGUGAAAUACCUUGAAGAACAGAAUGCAAGAAUAGAAAGAGACGAUGAAGAAUUCAUGCCUGAAGGUCUAUUGUCAAACCUGACCAGCAUCCUCGACACUUAUAAAAAGAAGGCUGAAAGUGUCUUAUCACUAGAAAGAUGA
This is a messenger RNA of Melozone crissalis (California towhee), 2259 nucleotides long. RefSeq names its product kinetochore protein NDC80 homolog. NCBI's taxonomy places the organism in Eukaryota, Metazoa, Chordata, Aves, Passeriformes, Passerellidae. Gene Ontology annotation, cellular component: Ndc80 complex. The coding region runs from base 1 to 2259 and encodes 752 amino acids. Gene Ontology annotation, biological process: attachment of mitotic spindle microtubules to kinetochore. The transcript has 18 exons. The record is from RefSeq and is a predicted model, not a curated record.